This is a messenger RNA of Cinclus cinclus, 3285 nucleotides long. Its product is annotated as cystathionine beta-synthase-like protein. The transcript has 16 exons. Gene Ontology annotation, cellular component: cytoplasm. The record is from RefSeq and is a predicted model, not a curated record. Bases 323 to 2026 code for a protein of 567 amino acids. Lineage: Eukaryota; Metazoa; Chordata; Aves; Passeriformes; Cinclidae. Gene Ontology annotation, molecular function: cystathionine beta-synthase activity; cysteine synthase activity.
UGGGGCAGAGGGAAGAUUAGGUAAUGCAGGAGGGACAGGGACAGGGUCAGGGACCCUCCAUCAAUCUUGCACAACACCUCUGCUGCAUGAUUUAUUUUUAAUCCUGUUUAUAGAAAUCAUCUUGGCUUUGUUUUGCAGCUUCCAUUUUUUUCCCUAUGAAAAAGAUGUGUUUUGCCCUGUGAGAGAGUUUCCUGAUUGUUUUUUUUUUUUCUUCUAACUUAUAUCAUCUGCAGAUUUGAAGAGGAUUCCAGUCUUGUGACCCACAGCAGUCGCUCUCCUGAGGAAAAUCCAGUUUCCUGUGCUACCACCCCAACCUGAAAACAUGGAGAAGUUUGUAUCAGAAAGGCCUAUUCCUGUGUCUAAGAAUGAAAUCCCUACUGCUUCUUCCCUGAAGAAGCUAGAUACAAACUCAUGCCCUCAUGCACCUGCCAAAUAUUUUACCUCUGGUGGGGUGGACGCUGAGAACUGCAAGGCUAAUGAGAAGGAAAGGCAGUGGAUUCGCCCUGAUACACCCAGCAAGUGCACCUGGAAGCUUGGGAAACCCCUCUCUGCCUCCCCCCAUCAUCAUACCACCCUGCCAGAGCCUCCAAAGAUCCUGCCAAACAUCCUGAAUAAAGUUGGGAAUACACCUAUGGUGCGGAUCAACAAGAUUGGGAAGCAAUUUGGGCUCAAGUGUGAACUCUUGGCCAAGUGUGAGUUCUUCAACGCCGGGGGCAGCGUGAAGGACAGAAUCAGCCUCAGGAUGGUGGAGGAUGCUGAGAGGGCUGGGAUCCUGAAGCCUGGGGACACCAUCAUAGAGCCAACCUCUGGCAACACAGGGAUCGGGCUGGCCCUGGCGGCGGCAGUGAAGGGUUACCGCUGCAUCAUCGUCAUGCCAGAGAAAAUGAGCAUGGAGAAGGUGGAUGUCCUGAGAGCUCUGGGUGCUGAGAUUGUGAGGACCCCAACUACAGCCAGAUUUGAUUCUCCUGAAUCUCAUGUAGGAGUGGCCUGGAGGUUGAAGAAUGAAAUCCCCAAUGCACACAUCCUGGACCAGUACCGCAAUGCCAGCAACCCCCUGACACACUAUGACACCACAGCUGAGGAGAUCCUGCAGCAGUGUGAUGGAAAGGUGGACAUGGUGGUGGCCACGGCUGGCACAGGAGGUACAAUCACUGGCAUCUCCAGGAAGCUGAAGGAGAAGUGCCCAGGGUGCAAAAUUAUAGGUGUGGAUCCUGAAGGCUCCAUCCUUGCUGAACCAGAAGAACUGAACAAGACUGACAAGACAAUGUAUGAAGUGGAAGGAAUUGGAUAUGAUUUUGUCCCCACAGUGCUGGAUAGAUCUGUAAUGGACCAGUGGUACAAGAGCAAUGAUGAGGAGUCCUUUGCCUUAGCACGGAUGAUGAUCCGCGAGGAGGGGCUGCUGUGUGGUGGCAGCUCGGGCAGUGCCAUGUCUGUGGCUGUGAAGGCAGCCAAGGAGCUGAAGGAGGGUCAGCGCUGUGUUGUCAUCUGCCCUGACUCCAUCAGGAACUACAUGUCCAAGUUCUUGAGUGACAAAUGGAUGAUUCAGAAAGGGUUCAUGAAAGAAGAAGACCUUGGCAACAAACCUUGGUGGUGGAACAUCAGUAUUCAGGAGCUGAGCCUCUCUGCCCCCCUGACUGUGCUUCCAACUGUUACCUGUGCCAAGACUGUGGAAAUUCUCCGGGAGAAGGGAUUCGACCAGGUACCAGUUGUUGAUGAAUCUGGGGUGAUUCUGGGCAUGGUUACCCUGGGUAACAUGCUUUCCUCACUGCUUGUUGGAAAAGUUAAGCCUUCUGAUGAAGUCAGGAAAGUAAUCUACAAGCAAUUUCAACAGAUUAACCUGAAAGACAACUUGGGGAAGCUCUCUCACAUCCUGGAAAUAGACCACUUUGCCCUGGUGGUUCAUGAACAAAUUCAAUAUCACACAGAUGGCUCCUCCAGCAAGCGGCAGAUGGUGUUUGGCAUCGUCACAGCCAUCGACCUCCUGAACUUCGUGACCGCGCGGGAGCGGGAGAGGAAAUCCAACUAAAGCCAAGCAGCCACGUGGAGCCUCUUCAACAUUUUCCAGCCUCAAACAAAGAAUCAGGUUUAUGUCUUGAGUAGAUUUUUUUUGUUUGUUUGUUUUGGUUUGGUUUGUUUUUUUUUAAAUUCUGACAAUAAGCAGUUAGCUAUCCUGGUGUCAGCUAUCCAGACAAUGUGUCUUGCUGUAUUGCCCAGCUUCUGGGAAUGGUUUCUUAAUCAGGUUAAGAAGUAUUUCUUAUCAAGACAAUUUAUUUUUUUACCUAUAGAUAUAUAUAUAUGUGUGUGUGUAAAAAAUAUUGCCUAAAUUAACUGGUUUGUUCCUUACUUAUGUCUAAAGGCUGGCUUUCCAAAAUGUUGUUUCAGAAUCAUGAAAGAUACAGAAAUAAAGAGUUACUGAAGCAGACGCCCAAGAGAGCUUUGGAAAGUUCUGGAUUCUUUUUUCCCCCCACUCAAGGGUGUUAAGUUAGAUAUUACCUGUGUAGAGACAAAAUUGGGACUGGGCUGUGGGUAGAAGAAAGGAGGGUUUCCCUUUUGGUGGCAAAAUUGUAAAACAAGAGGAAAUCCUUAGGGCUGAAGCUCCAACCAUCUGCUCUGGGGGAAAGCUGUUUUGAGCAGAAGCAUGGCAGUGAAGUGACAAACAUAAACCAGUGACACUGGUUUACACAGUGCACCAGCAUUCCCUGCCAUGACAGAUCUAUUUUUUUUUCCCAAUGGUAUCCUGAUAAGUAAGCACAAGUGGAAAGAUUUAAAAGGUAAGAUCAAGUGUCUUACCAAAUGUUUUGUUUUAAAUCAUAUUGUUUCAUCCAUUACCUUCUUCCUCCCUCCCCACUCUCUUAUUUAUCAGAGUGCCUUUUUUGUGCCUGUUUCAGAAGAGCCAAGGAUUAUCUGUCAAGAACUGUGAACUCUUCCAAGUCUUGUUCAGGUACUCCCACCCUGUAGUGCCUUAUCCCAGGAGAAAAGCCUGCAUUGGCUACCCUUUUCAGAUUAAAGCUCUCUCUGAAGGAAAGUGACCCAUCCUUGCCUUAAACUUUGGUUUGCCAUUAAAUUCAUACACUUCUUUAAGAUUUAAGACAACUUUUCCCAAGGCUCUUCUUUUAUUUUUUCCCAAGGAAAAAAAAUACUAUAAAUCUAAAAAUGUACAACUUCAAUAGUAAGUGGAAGGUUCUAAAAGGUGAUUUUUCUGUCAUUGUAGAUGUCACUGCUGCUAGAUUUUGACAUUACUUGGAAUAUUUACUGGCUUUUAUCUGAUCUUUUUUUCCCCCAAUU